AUGUCACUCUGGGUAGAUAAAUAUCGUCCAAGAACCUUGGACCAAUUGACAUAUCAUGACUCUAUUACAAAAAGUCUUAGAGCUUUAGCAAAGUCUGGAGACUUUCCUCAUUUAUUAGUAUAUGGACCAAGUGGAAGUGGGAAAAAGACCAGAAUCUAUUGUACAUUGAAUGAAAUCUUUGGACCACAGGUUGAAAAAUUGAAAAUUGAUGUCAAAAAUUUUGUCACAUCAUCUAAUAGAAAACUAGAAUUUAAUGUUUUAAGUUCAUCGAAUCAUUUGGAAAUCACACCCAGUGAUAUGGGCAAUAAUGAUCGUGUGGUGAUUCAGGAUUUGUUGAAAGAUGUUGCCAGUACUGAGCAAGUUGAUUUUGCCAACCAACUGCGAGCUAAACAUAGAUUCAAGAUAGUUAUAAUCAAUGAAGCCGAUUCUUUGAGUAGAGAUGCACAAGCCGCUUUAAGAAGAACCAUGGAAAAAUACUCAUCAAACAUUAGAUUAAUUUUGGUUUGUAAUUCGAUAUCUAAUAUCAUUGCCCCAAUUAAAUCAAGAACAUUGCUAGUGAGAAUUCCAAGUCCUAGUGUCGAUGACAUCAAUCAUAUUUUGAGUCAUGUUGCAGAAAAAGAGUCUCUAAAAUUCAAUACUAACAACGACUCUGAAAUCGACCAUUUUUAUUCAAAAGUUGCUGAAGCAAGCAAUAGGAAUUUAAGAAGAUGCUUAUUAAGCUUUGAAACAAUAAGUAUGCAGGCUGAAACUAUCAAUGUUAGAUCAGAUGUUGCCAAAGUUGCUUUGGAUUGGGAAACGAUCGUUAGAAAUAUGGCGAUCAACAUCCAGAAGAAUCAGAAUGUGGCCACAUUAGCCAAAACUAGAGUGGUCUUGUACGAGCUAUUAUCACAUUGCAUUCCUGCAAGAAUCAUCUUAAAAACUUUAUUGUUUGAUUUAAUUGACCUUUCUAGUAAAAAUAAUCAAUUAGUUCUUGAAUUAAUAAACCAGGCAUCGAUAUUUGAUGAACGAUUGAGCUUGGGUCUGAAGAGUAUUUUCCAUUUGGAGGGGUUUGUAGCUAAAUCGAUGGUAUCUAUCAGCAACUUAAAGUAG
Candida dubliniensis CD36 is the source of this 1089-nucleotide messenger RNA. RefSeq names its product replication factor C subunit 5 (gene RFC5). Bases 1 to 1089 code for a protein of 362 amino acids. The transcript has a single exon. Gene Ontology annotation, cellular component: Rad17 RFC-like complex; Elg1 RFC-like complex; Ctf18 RFC-like complex. The record is from RefSeq and is a predicted model, not a curated record. Gene Ontology annotation, molecular function: ATP hydrolysis activity; DNA clamp loader activity; DNA binding. Gene Ontology annotation, biological process: DNA-templated DNA replication; DNA repair. Lineage: Eukaryota; Fungi; Ascomycota; Pichiomycetes; Serinales; Debaryomycetaceae.